Lachancea fermentati is the source of this 516-nucleotide messenger RNA. The record is from the annotation of a GenBank genome assembly. NCBI's taxonomy places the organism in Eukaryota, Fungi, Ascomycota, Saccharomycetes, Saccharomycetales, Saccharomycetaceae.
AUGGCGCCUCGAUCACACAACUCAAAUUCGGAAUCUGAAUCUAGAACGAGAACUUCAGGCUCCAAUAACGGCCAUGGCUCUACAACAGGUAGUAACACGAGAUCUGGGGGGAAACAAAGACUUACGGCCGCACAACAGCAGUACUUGAAAGAACUCAUAAGAACGCACAUACAGAAUAAUCACCCUGACAAUGACCCCAAACCUCAUCCUGCAGAUUUCGAGUCUUAUCCAGACGAGUUCCUUCGUCGUUAUAAGGAUCACUUUCAUUUGUCGCUGGAAGAUAAUCUCUCCAUCCAAGGAUACCUGCUGGGAUCAGAAUUGGGCGCAAAGACGUACUCGUAUAAGCGGAAUCAAGAUGGGAUUGCGGACGCAAGAGUAACAAAGAAAGAGCUAGCAUCAGAGGUUAAAAGACACUUCACAUCCUAUAGUGUGAAGGAAACGGAGUGCGUACCGGCGUUCAUCUACAAGGUAAAAAACAAGAAAAGGAAAUUUAGAAUGGAAUUCACAGAUCAGUAG